GCGGACAGCUGGCAAUUGACCCCGGCCAGCCUGUUUUGAGACAAGACGAGAGCUCCAGUGGGGGCUCGGCUCCUGCUUUCCUCUUAUUAGGACCGCCUCUCGUUGACUUGUCCACACUUUUACUGCUUUCCUGGGGGGAGUUCAAGCCGAGCAGUGCUCGCCUCUCGAUCCAGAACACGCACAACCAGCUGGAUUUCUGUUUUCCCAGCAAUGCGGCACCAAUCGUCUGUGGUGCUCUUGGGCACCGUUGCUGGCAUAAGCUUAGCUGGCGCCUCGGGCGUGCCCAGAGGUGUCGGCCCUGACUUUGUUCGGUUUUACGAGCCAAAAGACAGGUUCACCUGCAUCAACCACCCGACGGUUGUGCUGAAGCCCUCCCAAGUCAACGACAAUUCGUGUGACUGCCCGGAUGGCAGCGACGAGCCCGGGACCGCUGCCUGCGCCUAUCUCGACAGCCUCUCGCCCCCUCAGCCGCUGGAGGGCUCGUUGAGUGGCACGACAAACACGGCCAACGCCCUGCCCGGGUUCUGGUGCGAGAACAAGGGCCACGAGGGCACCUACGUCCCCUUCUCGUUUGUCAACGACGGUGUCUGCGAUUACGAGCUAUGCUGCGAUGGCUCCGAGGAGUACGGCGGUGUCGGCGGAAUCAAGUGCGCCAACAAGUGCGAUGCCAUUGGCAAGGAGCACCGCCGCAUCCAAGAAGAGCGUAGGCUCAGUCAAGAGAAGGCCAUGAAGAGGCGCCGCACUCUGGUAAAGGAGGCUAAGGAGCUCCGACGCCAGGUUGAGGCGAGGAUCACCAAACUAGAAUCCGAGAUCGCGGGCCUGGAGACCAAGGAGAAGGAUCUGCGUACCAAGUUCGAGGAGGUCGAGAGGUCCGAAAAGGGCAAGAUUGUAAAGCGUGAGGGGGGCAAGGGAGGCAGGCUCAGCGUGCUCCUUGGUAUGGCCAAGUCGCGCGUGGCUGAGCUUCGCAACACACUGGACAAGGUCCUCGAGCAGCGCGACGACCUCCACGGCAAGGUUGAGGAGCUGGAGGGCAUUCUCGCGGUCCUCAAGGAGAAAUGGAACCCCAACUUCAACGACGAGGGUGCCAAGGCUGCCGUCAGGGCUUGGGAAGACUACGAAGCUAAGCACAGGGAGGAGAAGCCUACCGACCUCACCGAAGACGAGAUCACGCAGAUCUUCAAGGAGGACAGUUCCGAGUCUGGCAUAGACUGGAAGCAGUUCGAAGAGGAGGAGAUAACCGACACUGAUAUCCUUUACAGCUUCGAGGCCUACCUGCCGGAUUUCAUGAAGGAGUUUCUCCACAGCAAGCUCCUGGGCCUGCGCGUGUGGAUGAUCGAGAACGGCCUCCUUGCCGACAACCCCAACCAGGGCGAGUCUCAUAUCAUCAAGGCGGCUCGGGAGGCUCUCGACGCCGUCAGCAAUGACAUCAGCAACAAGCGUAACAGUCUCUCCACCGAGCAGACCGAGAUCGCCAAGGACUUUGGGACCGAUGACGUCUUCCGUGCCCUCAAGGACAAGUGCGUCAGCGUCGAGUCGGGCGAGUACGAGUACGAACUCUGCUGGAUGGACAAGACAACCCAGAAGUCCAAGAAAGGUCACGGAAACACUAGCAUGGGCAACUUCGACAAGCUCGACUUUGGUGAUGCCGACGAGGAGGAGCGGGCCGACGGCAAGGGCCUCGGCCGCGGCCGGCGUGUGGUUCUCCGGUACGAGAACGGGCAGCACUGCUGGAAUGGGCCGAGCAGGAGGACGGAUGUUUGGCUGGCCUGUGCUGAGAAGGAUGAGCUCUGGCGCGUUAGCGAGGCGGAGAAGUGUGUCUACAGGAUGGAGGUCGGCACCCCUGCAGUCUGCGAGGACAGCAAGGCGGCGCCUGGCGACGGUGCUCGCGCGAAGGAUGAGUUAUAAGCGGAUGGAUCGAGCAAGCGCAGUUUCGAGACUGAGAUGGAACGAGCGGGCGGGUUGCUCGAUCUUUAUCCCACACAUGACACUUCACCUGCUCCAGUCCAGUACAUUCCUCAUUAGACAAUUUUGUUUUAGCGUGGCAGUAAAAUGCGGUUGAUUACGUGUCUCAGGGGUAUCAUA
Gaeumannomyces tritici R3-111a-1 is the source of this 2082-nucleotide messenger RNA. RefSeq lists its product as hypothetical. Gene Ontology annotation, cellular component: glucosidase II complex. Bases 211 to 1905 code for a protein of 564 amino acids. Gene Ontology annotation, biological process: N-glycan processing. NCBI's taxonomy places the organism in Eukaryota, Fungi, Ascomycota, Sordariomycetes, Magnaporthales, Magnaporthaceae. The transcript is spliced from 3 exons. The record is from RefSeq and is a predicted model, not a curated record.